AUGGAUAACUGGCCCACCGAUAACAGAACUACAAGAGUCGUCUCGGGUCGCGCAGGAAAGAGCAAGGCCCCGCCGCCUCGAGAUUAUCCUUACAUAGAAGGCGGCGCGACCAAUGCCGUUACAUUAAUUGAGCACCAGGGCAAGUUCAAGUGGGAUUCGCUUGUAGCAUCCAAACCUAACGGAAACGCAGGGCCCAUCGUACGCGCACAGGACACACAAAUCAUCUUCCCCGCCACACGUCCCCCUGCUAUCCAAAUACCUCCUACUACUAUCAAGGAGAGGGCAGAACAGGGCGCGCAUUUUCUACGUACAUAUCUUCCCGAUGUAGAGAUUACAAGCGAAGUGAUUCGAGAAGAAGUCACUAAAGACGCAGUACAUCUACGAGGAUACGCGGAAUUAGAUCCAUACAAGAUGGACAUACUUGCCUCGUUUUCUCAGCCUUCAGGCUCCCAUCAUGUACCUGCUUUCCUGGCCUUUCCUAUGGGAGAACUGAAUACUAACCUGAAUAUCUCACCCUUCAUAAUUUCCGAAGACAGUAAUUUAGUCUUUACUCCCACCGCAAGCCCCAUUCGAUCAUUUGAUACGCCUAUCCAGCAGAUUGCUGCGUCUACGAGUAAUCUUGCUGUUCGCACAUAUGGAUCAACGACCUUGUUCCACGUAAUCCCCAACAACGCUACCCACUCUUCCUCUGUCAUGUCAUUGGAGGAACUGGCAUCCAUUCCUACAUCAUCAACAGCUCGCCGUUCAGUCACAGAUAUUAAUUUACACCCUUCCUCGGGCGAUGUAUGUAUAGUCAACGAUCUCGGUGCUAUCUUCAGAUGGAGUCUCUUGGAGAAUCGAAGGAUUGACGGAACCCAGCAAUUCAACGAUCGGUCGAGACUGGAGAAUUUUGCAGAUACGUCGGUUAAUCCGCCACAGGCGACUCGGUCACCAACUGAGUUGUUCUGGAGGCUCUCAAGGGGUAUCGACUCUAAUGCCUUAUACCGAGCUUCGUCCAAAACAGUUGAUGCUGUAGACUUGCGUUCUUCCUUUAAUCCAGCACAAUGCUUCAAUCUUGAUCAGAAGGAUGAAUUGAUCACGUCGAUAGAAGCCGUUUCUUCCGACAACAUCAUUCGACUUGUCACUACCAAAGAGCUUGUAUGGCUUGACACCCGGUUUCCGGGAAGACGACCGCUGCUGGCGUAUAAACAUGGUCGGCAGUACGACCGAACCCUCUCUACGCAAACUGUAGCUAUGCAAGGACAACCCUAUACCUUUCUCUUAUCCCAGAAUACCUCUUUAGUGACUGUCUACGACGUAGGUCGCUCAAAAGACCAGCGUAUACAGGUGAAUCGCCGCCCAUAUUGCUUGGCUUCGGACGGUACUCAUGGCGUGCCGUAUUCCGGCCAACUAUUUCUCAACCAUCCAUAUCAAGACAGUGGGAAGGGAACUAGUCUGUUUCGGCUGUCUCAUAGCGGUGCCCUGUAUCGUGUCGAUGUAAAUCUGGACGUUCAAGAUGGCGAUCAUGACUCGGAGAUGUCCUCACCCAAGGUGCGAUGGAGGGACGAUGUCGCUGCACUCGACGUCCAAUCCCGUUUACUCCGUUCUGACCCUGGUCCAUUGGGCGCCCACGACAAGAGUGUGGUGAAUUUGCUUAUGUUUCAAGAUCAUUUUGCUGCCGAAGCGGCUGACGUACAAAAGACACGGACGGGUGUCGCCGAUAUCGUUGAAAGGAUGCCCUCAUUUUGGCAGGAGUCAGCUGAGCCUGUGGAACAUAUGUUGACGGUUUACGAUAUCGCUUUCCGCACUGGCGACGAACCUGCUCAAAGCUCUCGUGCUGACUUUUUCACCCAAAGUCCUAUCACAUCCUCAAGCGGGUAUCGAGCUCUAUCCCAAGAUCUUUUGCCAACUACUUCUAUAGCAAGAGACGCUAAGUGGCACUAUAGCCUUGCCAACACUUUCAGAGCUCUGAGCAUCGAGGCUGAGACCGACGUCUCGUUAUUAGAUGGCCAGUUUCAUCGAUAUGACCUCAAACAUCAUCCUGAAAGGACCUAUGCUGCGAUUCAAAAGGAGCAGGAAGCCCGGCAGAAACUCAUCGUCGAUCUGAGACUCGGUUCAGAUGUAUUCUCUGCCCAACCAUUUGCCCCAAAGCCGAUGUCGACCACCCCGUUCGAAACAAUGUCUCGCGCGACACAAGCGUUGACGCUGGGUGGGGAACCACCCCCUGUCGAAUAUGGCUACCUUAAACCUUUUCUCGGUGAAAAGGGUGAAGAGAGUCCUGAAGAAGAUCACACCCCUCUUGGUGUGCGACUUUUGCUCAAGGAAUGGGACGUCGGUGCCAAUCCCCACGAAUAUAUCUACCACGAUCCUUACGACGAUUCAUCUCCUCAGUUGACUCUGCUACGGAGUAUCGAGGAACCCUCGAGCAAACCAACCGAAGCGUCUAAACUGCCUUCGCAAUCACAGCGACCACCAACAGUCAUUCCCGCGAAAUCCCUUAUUCCGACGAUAAAAAAGCAGCCCGAACUUAGUAUGCGUACCAGAAUGACUUUCGGGAGCUUCUCGCAGGCCCCUGCAUUUCAGGCUACAAGUACAAGUCAGCCUGCUGGGCCGGAGGAGAGUCAGUACACUCAAGAAGAAGUAAUGGCCAGUACCCAGGUUGAGCCAGGUCCGUAUGGUGGACGGCCUUCGACUGCGAAGAAGAAGCAAGCGAAGAAGCAGCGUAUGGGAGGAUUUUGA
Pleurotus ostreatus (oyster mushroom) is the source of this 2718-nucleotide messenger RNA. RefSeq lists its product as uncharacterized. Gene Ontology annotation, biological process: nucleolar large rRNA transcription by RNA polymerase I. Gene Ontology annotation, cellular component: RNA polymerase I core factor complex. The record is from RefSeq and is a predicted model, not a curated record. Gene Ontology annotation, molecular function: RNA polymerase I general transcription initiation factor binding; RNA polymerase I transcription regulatory region sequence-specific DNA binding. The coding region runs from base 1 to 2718 and encodes 905 amino acids. Lineage: Eukaryota; Fungi; Basidiomycota; Agaricomycetes; Agaricales; Pleurotaceae. The transcript is spliced from 11 exons.